This is a messenger RNA of Limulus polyphemus (Atlantic horseshoe crab), 1119 nucleotides long. Its product is annotated as SH3 and multiple ankyrin repeat domains protein 3-like. NCBI's taxonomy places the organism in Eukaryota, Metazoa, Arthropoda, Merostomata, Xiphosura, Limulidae. Gene Ontology annotation, molecular function: synaptic receptor adaptor activity; ionotropic glutamate receptor binding. The transcript is spliced from 7 exons. The record is from RefSeq and is a predicted model, not a curated record. The annotation marks the transcript as partial. Gene Ontology annotation, cellular component: postsynaptic density; postsynaptic membrane; dendritic spine.
UGCUGGCACGAGCCGACUGAAAUCACUGAUAGCCAGUCAAGUAUGGAUGUUACGUAGUUUGGUUAAAAGUGAGGCACAGGUUUUUAUAGGUGAAUUUUCAUCGCUCUGAGAAGAGUCUUCGUAGGAAGACACCUAUUAUAACGAAAAUUACUCUCGUUCACCAAUAUUUCCCACCAAGGAGUGAAGCCUUGUUUACAAUAAUGAGUACGAGUGAGAAACAAAACAAAACCCUAACCACGAAGAGCACUCUGCGGCGUUUUACAGAGCACGUCAAAAACGGAAACAUUGAGAAAAUCGAAAAAUUCUUCCUCAAAGGACUGGAUCCAAAUUUCCAGUGCCCAGACAACCGAGAAACACCUCUCACACUGGCCGCAACUCUUCGUCAACCUCGGCACGUCAUAAUGGUCCUAACCAAUGGCGGAGCACGGUUCGACUUCACAAACACGGACGGACGGACAGCUUUACAUCGAGCUGUAGAGGCAAAUAAUUUGGAGGCUCUCAAAACACUUCUCGAUUUGGGAGCGUCUCCUAAUUUGAAAGACAACCGUAAGCUGACCCCUCUUUAUUAUACUGUCAUAUGUGGAUGCGAUCCUCAGUUAACGGAGCUGCUUCUUCAAGAGUAUGCAGUCCUUGGAUCAGCUGAUCAUCAAGGUUGGCAAGAGGUUCAUCAGGCUUGUAAACACGGCAGAGUCCAGCACUUGGAACUGUUGUUGUUCUACGGUGCCGAUCCCAACAGUCGGAACGCGAGUGGAAACACCCCGCUCCACAUCUGUGCUGUAAACGAACAGAAACAGUGUGCCAAGGUGUUGCUUUCUCGGGGUGUAGAUAAGAAUGCUAUGAACUACGCCAAUCAGGACCCUUACCAGGUUGCUGUGAUAGCAGGGAACCUCCAGAUGGCAGAAAUGAUCAAGAACCACAAAGUGAAUGACGUAGUUCCAUACAGAGAGACACCCCGAUUCAACACCAGAGGACGGCCGAGCAGUGCAGUUCGAGGUCCCGAGGAUGAUCAGAGUGGUCACGGGGCUGAGUUCUUCUCGCCCUUUGUAUUGCCUUCAUCAGAAAGUACCAUUUCAAGUAAAACUUCUGGUAAGGAGACUGGGGCAGAAAAAAAAUCAAAAG